Molecule: messenger RNA, 9320 nt
Organism: Drosophila willistoni
Lineage: Eukaryota; Metazoa; Arthropoda; Insecta; Diptera; Drosophilidae
Product: pericentrin
Exons: 13
Coding region: 16-8844 (2942 amino acids)
Biological process (GO): signal transduction
Molecular function (GO): molecular adaptor activity
Source: RefSeq, a predicted model, not a curated record
CAAUUGCAUACAAACAUGAAUCUUUAUACGAUAUAUGACUGGAUUACUUCAUUGCUGCGUACGCCCAGCGGCAGCGUCAGCUAUAAGGCAAUCGAAGCAUCGGAAGAUAACGCCGCAGCAACAUCUGCUGCCGCUUUACCAACCGCAACAGCAGCAGCGACAGCAACAGCAAAUGGAAUCCGUUCAUCUUGUAUACAAAAUGUGGAAGUUGAGUUUAUACCCACAUUGACAUUCUUAUUCGAAAAGCCAAUCCCGCCUGAAGCAAUAUUAGAAACAGAAAAAGACGUCAACGCACAGACAGAGCAUUCGCCUUCAGAGGGGCUGCAACAUGAGGCCAGCAGCAAUAAUGUUGACAAUGUUGACUCUGACAGUGAUAACGACUCAACGCACACAUAUAUAAUCUCGAGAAGUAGUUGGACAACAACGACAGCUACUUCGAGCAGUACGCCCUACGCUGUUACAUCUACCGAUACGUCAGAGCUAUUGAGGCAGCAGAAUAAUUUGAGUUUGACCGAGGAGGAGGAGACGGUAUCCUCGUAUAGCAUAGAACCGCCCACAAGUUCCAUGACUAUUGAUAUGGCGGAGCCGCAGACAUCGAUUGCAACGACAAGAAGUGAGGCUACUUCUAGUGUGGAUGUGGUGGCUACUACAACGACAACAACAACAACCACCACAACGACUAGCAGCAGCAUUGAAGAGGACAUUGAAGAGGCCAUUGAGAUAAGUGAGGUGGAAGAGCAAUUGGAAUCUCUGUCGGAGGCGGCGGCUUAUGCUAGGCCAAAGCAGCAGGAACAAAGUGCCAAAAGUUUGAGCAAAAGCAGCGAAGAGCCGGAUGCUGAAGAGUUUCGUAUUGAUGAUUCUCAGCUCUCUGGUGGCCAAUUGGCCCAGCAUUUUAUAGUUGUUGAUGAAACAGAGGAUGAGGAUGACGAAGAGGAUGAGGAGUUGGAGCUCGAAGGAGAUGAGAAAAUAGAGAUUAAUGUAACAGCAUCCUCGGAUGAUGAUUUCGAUAUUAGUUUGCCAUUAGAGCAAAGAAAUGUCAUCCAUUCGCGUCAUGACACAGACGAUGGUGAGGAAUAUAUGAAGGCGACAAAUGUCGCUGAUCAAGUAGAUCAGAUCGAUAUCACUCCGGAGGCAAGUUUGAGUCAUCAAAGCACCACACAUGAUGUCUCCGAACUAGCCGAUGAACAGCAACAGGAGAAUGAUGAGCCAACACAAGCCACAAGCCAAGAACAAGACAAGGAGACCGAUGAACAAGAUCACUCAUUGGAGGAAAUUGUGGCAUCUAAUCAGUCCAUCGAGGUCACCUACGAACCGGAAGAGACAACCAAAUCAUCACAAAAAUUAGAACAAAUCACCGACUUGGAUGCGGAAGAAGAAAAACAGAUUCAAAUCAUUGAGAACAAAACGGCCAAAGCAUUGACCACUCUGCAAUUGCAAGCCGAAUCCCUGGAACUAACCAUGCUCGAGGCGGAUGAGGAUGAGGAGGUUGAUGAUGACGAUGACGAAGACAAUUCAUUGCAAUUGAUGAAAUUGCGUCUUAUGGCCAUGAAUCAGCAACAAAGUCUGUUGGAUAAUGCAGCCAAGUUAUCGCCCACUGAGACAGGAGAAGCGGCAGACAGAAACAGCAGCCAAGAAAUUAAGCAAAUGGAACGUGUGCCUCUUAGCAAUGAGUUUAGUAAAGAUGUCCUUGAGGACAUCACGGAGGAAAGUGAACGCCUAAUGUCUCUCUUGUCCACUACCACCAUAGAGGAGCCAUCGCUCGAGGAGUCAAAGACACUACAACAGCCAACUGUGGCCCAGGUUGGCAGCAGUUCCAGUUUGGUCAGUCUAAACAUGCUAAAGCAAUUGGAGGCCAAAGUGCAAGAGCUGAGUACGCAAUUGGAGACGAAAGAGAAUUGUGUAGCUUCGUUGAAUAUGCAAUUGGAUGCGGCCAGACGGGAGUCUAGUACGGGGCCAGCUUCUGCCAGAGAUACCAGCUCUCUGAUGACCAAUUCCACGGAAUAUCGCACACUGCAAGAUGAACUGGGCGGACCGACCCUGGACAUUUAUGUGGAAAUGUCACGUCGUGAUGAGACAAUAGCCAAGCUCACCGAAUCGCUGCAGCAUUCCUUAAAUAGUCGCAAUCAACUUCAAGUGGAUGCCAAUCGUCUGGCGGAUGAGCUUCAAGAUCUGCGGCGUCAACUUCACGAGGCCUUGGAGACAGUGAAAAGGUCUAGCACCUGGGAACCGGAACCCAAUGCUAGCCAAAGGAUCUCGGAGAUUUCAAUGGAUUUGAUAAGCGAAAGUGAGGAUGAUCUGGAUCAGCAUUUUCUCACCGACAACGAAGCGGAUCGGGCAUCACGCAGUUCGCGGGAAAGGCAAUUGGCCUCGGUCAAUGAUUUACUUCAUCCCGAUUGGACACCCGCUUUUAGCAAGCAAAUUGAACAAUUUCAAACCUAUCUGUUGCCCACUGAGCAGAAGGUAUUCCAAAUGGUCCAACGCAAAUUCGAUGACUAUCUGAAUCAACAAUUGUCGCUGGCCAAAGAGCAAAGUGCCCAAGAGAUGAAGAUUUGCCGCGAUCAAUGGGAGAGUGAGAAGCUAACCAAUGAACAGACUCAACAGGCAGCCCACGCCAAGCAAAUGGAGGAGUUACGCAAAUACUUUGAACACAAAUGCGCUGAUCUGGAGAAACAAUUCUCGGAUGAUGUCUUCUCCCACAAAUCGCAAAAUUUAGCGGGCGACAGCUCAUCGGAAUGUUCCGAGGCAGAGCAAUUGCCUGAAGAGGGAGCUGCAGCAUCGAGGGAGACUUCGCCCAGGAAACGCAAAAGAGCCGAAUUGUUACUUAGUCCCAGUCAUCGUCAGAUCACACCAUGUGGCCUGGAUUCCCUUGGUGAAACUGGCCAAAUCACAGGCACCAAAGAUGGCAAUCACAAUAUAUCCUUGGAGAUAGCCGAUCUAAAAAUCUUCUAUCAAACUCACAUACACGAACUGAAACGUGCCCACGAGGAUCAAGUACGCAAACUAUCCGAUAGAGUGAAGUUCUAUGAACGACGAUUUGCCGAUGAUGAUUACAAGAAUGCAUCCAAAUCCGCACCAUUGUCGAAUACCUGUGAUCAAGCCAACAACAAUGACAACAACAAUGAUGAUCAUAUCGAUGAGGUGGGCGAUGGAGAUCUGGCUGGCCAACAGAAUCCAAAUAUUUCGCUCAUCAUUAUCGAUGAAGAUGAAUUGAAUUUCCACAAUGAAUCGCAAGUGAUCCAGCGUAUUAUUGAGGAAUAUGAGCGAAGAUUACAAGAGCAAUUGGCACUGGCCCGACAGGAUAUAGCCAAUGAGCUGGAACAGCAAAUUCAGAAUCUUCUGUCCGAGAAUACAGUGGAUGAUCAGCAUUGGCCCAAGGAAUUGAUCUUGCUAAGGGAGAAAUUUACGGCGAAAAGUCAAUUGGAGAUUACCCAACUGAAUAUCAAACAUGCCGAUGAGAUGUCUCGCCUGAAAUUGGAAUAUGAGAAACAAUUGAAUCGCAAAAAUAAACGGCAUUCGACCUUCGAUUCGGGUCGUGAUUUAGAGCAGGUGAUCAAUGAGCGUGAUGGUCUGCGAGAGCUAUCGAAAUCUUUUCGCAGUGUGCUCUGCCGCCUGGCGAAAUGCGUGGCCAACUGUGAGGAGGAUUUGAAUGCCACACUGUCCGAGGAGGUACAGCGAUUGCUUGUUCAUAGUCGCAGUCAAGAUGCCGGCGAGGAUUUGGAGCAGACUCUGAGUAGCUCUCUCAAUUGCACUGCUUCCAAGUUGCGUCUAGUGCCCGAUGUUCAUAGCCUCUUGGAGGUUGUGGAGGAUCCCAGUCUAUUGCAGUUUAUUGACAGCAAAAGCAAUGAGGAGCAAAGUGAUGAUUUCGAUUUGAAUGAUUGCCUGGAGCGAUUGAAAUCGGAGGCCUCGUAUUUGUUGCACCUGUCGGAGGAUCUGCAUAAGCAACGUGAACAGCCCGAUCCUGUUGAUGAGCCCGAGAAGCAGGAGCAUGAGCUUUGCUGUGAGGCCGAGGAUGGGCUAAAGACAACCGCAGCCGUGGCAUUGCCUCAGCAAUUGCUAUCGAAGUUUUUGCGUACCAACUCGCUGAAUGAUCAAUAUUUGGGUGUGGCAAAUCAGAGGAAAAACAGCCAACCGGAUUCAAUAAAACCGCACAGUUCGCUGCCAACUGAUCUGCAGCAGCAGGCCGGCAAUGCCUCUGAGUUGGCUUUCCAAUUGGUCGAGCUGAAGAAUCGUCUGAUCAAAUCUGAAAAUGAUCGUCAGAAGUUGCAACAACAACUGAAUCACACUAUUGAUCGGAAUGCGGAGCUGGGGCAAGAGUUGCAGGCUCUAAGGGAUCAGCUUUCCCAGUUCAAUUCCCUCAAUCACACAGACUACAAUGAAGGCUAUGGCCUCGGCUCGAUGAAAAGCAAUCAAGAGCAGGCACUGGAUCAGUCAUCGGCCAGUUUUAUGGCCCUGCAAGAGAAGGCCCGCCAUUUGCUAUCGUCGCCAAGCAAACAAGAGACCCGGGAUCAGGGCAAUGCUACGGUCAUAUUACUUCAAAUGAUUGAGGACUUCUGUCGUGAGGGCGACAAAGUGGUAGAGUGCGGCAAAAAGGAACGCGACGACUUGCAAUCACAGAUUGACACCGCUGAUAAGCAGCUGAAGGAUACACGCCGAUUCCUGGAGGAUCAGGCUGCUGAACGCGAACAGGAACGCGAUGAGUUCCAACGCGAAAUCGAGCGAUUAAAAACCCAAUUGCGCGACAAGGAGAAAGAGCACAGCUCCUAUGCCAAUGCCUCCGAGGAGUAUGCCCAACUGGAGUCCCAGCUGCGCGAAGUCAAUCGUCAGCUCAGCGAAGCCAACUCGAAGAGAGAUAAAUUCGAAUUGGAACUCAAGGCCUCGAUUGACAAGAUUUUUGUAUUGCGUGAAAUCAUUUCGGAGCUGGAAACUCAAGUGCAAACCAAGGCUCUCAAUGAACAAGUCCUCGACGAGAAGGCCAAACAGCUGGAAGACUAUGUGAGCCAUCAAAUGCGUGCCAAUGAUGCGCUGCAACAGGAAGUGCAUAGCCUCAAGACAGACAUAGGCGAAGGCUAUCAGACUCGCAUACGCCAGCUGGAAGAUAAACUGCAACAGGGUCGUCCAUCGGCCGAACAGAGCAUGAUCCUCAAUCAGGUGGCUGAGCAAUUGCGGGACAUUGAAUCAACGCUGGAGCAGAAAACUAAAGCCCUGGAAUCGCUGCAUAAUUCGAACACAGCAUCCAAUUCCUGCAGUUUAAGUGCCACCGAGGAUGUCUCUGUUCAUGGCAGCAAGCAGCCAACCACAGGCACAGGCGAGGGCUCCUCGCCAUCGCAUCCCUCGCUCUCGGUGGAGGGAGUGCAGCGGGUGGCCGAGAAGCUCGAUCGUCAUACACGUGUUGAGGAGGCGGCCAUCAAGCGUAUACGUGAUUUGGAGAUGCAAGUUCAACAAACACGUGCUGUUCGUGUGGAACUUGAACAUGAACGAGAUUCGCUGCAGGGCCGCAUGGAUGAACAAACGCAUCGUAUUUCCACCUUGCAGACGCGCCUAGAGGAGCAACGUCAGCGGGCUGAGCAGCUGCAUCGUGCCGGCACUUCAGAUCUUCAUACCCGAGUCCAUGAACUUCAAGGCGAAGUUCAAAAUCUUAGCGAGAAAUUGUCUGCUCGCGAUAAACAAAUGACCACAUUGCGGGUGCAACUAAAACGCAGCAAGGAUGAGAUAACAAAUCUGGAGAGUGAACUAAAGGUUCGCCAUAAGCCCGAUCGAUGUGUGAUAGAGCGAUUGGAAGGGGAAUUGCAGCAGAAAGGAUCAGAAAUACAUAAGCUUAAGGAAAAGAUACGCACUGAGAUGAUCAAUCGAUUGGCUCUGCCAGAUUUAAUGGAAACCAUGCUGGCCGAUAAGAACGAUGAAAUCGAUCAUCUGCGUGACCAAUUGGAGGCCAAGGAAAAGGAAUUGCAGGCGGCCCAAGAUCUAAGUCAGGCAUCAUCGCCAGCAGCGGCAGGUGGAGCAGAAAAACAUCAACAGGAUGCCAGUACGAAGCUAAGUGCACGUACACUAAGUGACAUAGGAUCCAUUACCGAGUUUCCGGAGCCGGAUGUGGAACGACGUGCGGCAAUGCGAAGCCUCAAUGCGGCGCCCUUCCAAUUGAGCGAUGCUGCGGGCAGCGGUGGCAACAACUUCCUGCAACAGACAAUGGAGAUCUCCAAAGAGGCUGUGGCCAAUCUAACACUCAGGCGUACAGAUGAUUUGAGUGGCUUCGCUGUGCCUCAUCAAGUCAAUACUUUCGAGAAUCCACAUUACUUCCAGGGUAUAGCAGCCCAGAGCAGUAGCAAUAUGAUGACUCCAGAGCUGGUGCCGCGCCAAAUCAAUUUCUCGAACUUGACCGAGGAUUCGAAGCUAAAGACACCCAGCAUGAUGCUGAUUCUGACGCCGGAGCUACCCAAACCCACAACGCCGCUGGAAGUUGAAGAAUUGCAUGAGAAGUUAACCAUCUUGGAGAAGGAGAAGCAGCAAGAUCUGGAUGAUAUGACAAAGAAACUAAAACAAAUGGAAGAACAACUCGAAAAGGAGAAGAAUAAGCUCAUCACGCAAGAGAGCACGCUGAAAGACUAUAGGGAGACGGAGAAAAAGUAUAGACUACGCAUUGACUCCCUGGAGGAGAAGCUUUUGGAGACAACCAGUCAAGAAGCGGCAGAGAAGGAAAACCUACGCAAGGAACUCAACUGUGUAAGUGCCGCUCAUGCCCAGUGCGAACAUGUUCAUCGGGAUUUGGUACUUAAGCGCAAACAAGAGGUCAAUAGCUUAAAUAGUGAGAUUAAAGCCAAAGCAGAGCAACUGCAGGCAGCCACUGAGAGGUGCCGAGACUUGGAGCUGCAUGUCCAAACGCUGGAAAGGGAUCUGGAACGUCUCAAGAAUAGCGAGCAUAGCUCAAAACAGUAUUCAGUGGAUGAGAUAGCCCAGCAGGUGGAAAAGGAAUUGAACUAUUCAGCCCAACUGGACUCCAAUAUACUCAAGGCAAUUGAGAGCGAAGAGGAAAAUAAUCUGGACAAGAGGCAGCAGCAAAAAGAAGUGCAGACUGAGGAAGAGCAGCAACCCGGCACUGGUCAUGGCUCAGAGGAUGAAAAUUUCACGGGCGAACGAGAGCUGCUCAAUCAGCUAGAAGCGGUGCGUGCUCAGUUGGCUGUGGAGCGAGAACAAUGUGAGUCUCUGAGCAAGGAACUAAUGGGUGAGAAGCAGCAUUCUCAGGAAAUACAGGAGCAAGAUGUGGUCAUAAUUGAAGCUAUGCGAAAGAGACUGGAAACUGCUUUGGAUGCCGAAGAUGAGCUGCAUAAGCAAUUGGAUAUGGAAAGAGAACGCUGCGAGAGACUGCAAACCCAACUGACCUCUUUGCAGAGGGCAGAGAGCAGACGAAAUAGUUCUCUGCUGCUAAAGUCACCUGGCGAAUCGCCGAGAAAGUCGCCACGGGCUGAUUUCGAGGCAGAAUUGGGUGAGCGGUUGCGGAGCGAGAUCAAAUUAUUGAUGGCCCAGAAUGAGAGGGAGAGAGAAAGAUCAGCAGAUGCCCAACGAAGCAGCGAGCGGGAGAAGCAACGCUACGAAAAGGAGCUGCAAGAGCGCAUAGCCUAUUGUGAGCGGCUCAAACAGGAAAUGGAGAAACUGGCCAGGGAUAAGGACUCGGCCGAGCAGGAACUAGAGCAUUUCAAUGAACGCCUCACACUGCAGGCCAGCGAAAUAGAGAGUCUGGAAUCUCGAUUGGUCACACUGCAAGAAGCCGAAACUCGACGAGCCAACACAAGGACACGCCAACAUCAAGAGUUGACCAAAUUGCAUGCUGAGAUCCAUGAACUGAAGGGUAAACUAUUAGCAGCAGAAUCCUCUCGUGACUCUCUAGAACAAAAGAUCACCCAAUUGCGCUUUGAUGUGAGCCGUUCUGCCCAACGGGAGGCUAAGUUGGCGGAAGCAUUGGCCCAAGCCAAUGAUCGUCUGGCCCACAGCACAGAUGAUACCGUGCCGGCCCAGUUUUUGCAGAAAAUGAAAGAGAUUAACACUCUGCUGGCGGAGAACACCCAGGAGAAUCGUCAAAUGGCCGAGACCGUUCAAUAUCUGGUCGGUGAGCGCAUUGCCCUGCAAAAGCGAUGCGAAGAACUGGGUGCCAAUGGCAAUGUGAAUGAACUGGAGGAGCGUUGCCGUCAGCUCUUGGGUCGCUAUCUGCGUGUGGAAUCCCAUCGUAAGGCGUUGGUCUAUCAAAAGCGUUAUCUAAAACUUACCCUGGAAAGCUAUCAGGCCAGUGAACAAAUGGCAAUGCAGGCAAUAGCCGGCGGACAGGGCGCCACAGUACAAAAAAGGCCUAAGAAAAAGUUGUUCAAAACUGUGGCAUUGGCCAUUAUAGCCAUUCAGCGCAUCAAAUACAUUGGACGCAUUUGGCAUACCGGCAAGCGUAUUGUCAGCAAAUCCGUGUUUACCAUCACCCAGCAAAAGAAUGUACCUGCUUUCAAUGUGAAUGCUCCGCCAUCUCCUCUCCCUGUGGCCAAUCCGAAAGUACCCACCAAUUCCAGCAGUAGCAAUAAUACUAAUAAUAUUGCGGGACGACUCAGUUAUGCUCCUGUCUCGCCACCUUUGGUGACUUUUAGUACAUUACAACCCAUUGUGCUGCCCCAGGAUUAUACUCUACAAGUGCCAUCGUCAUCAUUGAGUCAUAACAACAACAACAGCAGCAGCAAUAGUAAUAAUAAUAAUAAUAAUAACAACAACAACAACAAUUAUAAUGAGAGUAACCUGCCCUCGUUGGCCAAAUUAGAUUGGGCCACGACCACCCCACAGAAGCAACCAAAACGAGCGCAGCCGCGACUUCAUUAGCAUCUCAUUGCGCCCAUAUCAUAAGAACCCAGACCAUAAAAUCAUGUUAGUGUUAAAACAAUUUUAAGCUGUUUUUGAUAGUUUACCUAGUCCUAAGUAAGGGAAAUCUCCCGACAAGAAACCACAAACACACCAAACUUAGCAAUGUAAUUUGAUGAAUACGAUGUAAAUGUUAUUUGUAUUUUUGUAAACUUAAGUUUUUUUUUUUCUUUGCAUAAUUUUCCUACUUACUGUACCACCCUUCGACCCUGUUGUCCCUUGUGCCCAGUAUUUUUUUUUGCAAGUUAGUUAGUUAACCUUUUUGAUUUAAGUACCCCGACUGUAUACAUAAUUAUUCGUUCUAUAAGUUGAUUAAAAAACAAACAAAUUUCAUUCAUAAUUAUUGCUCUUUCCGAUUUGCAUUUUUGUUUCAUCUUAAAUGUGCCUUAAAGACCAUCAUCAAUAAUUGUUCAAUAAAACAAAAUAAACAUGUUGAA